AUGUCGGAAAUAUCAUGUGUUACUUCAAAUGAAGAUUAUUUUCAAUUUAUUGAAACAAACCCAAAUGAAAUAAAUUCAUCAUCAAUUGCAAAUAAUGAAAACUUUUCAAAAGAAUAUGAUUUGAGUCAAUCAAAAAUUUCAACAAGUAUCAAUAAUACACAAGAGAAUUCAAAUAAAAGUGAAAUUGUUGAUUUAAAAACGAAUAAUAAAGAAAUAAUGCUGAUGAUGAACAAUAAUUGUGUAGGAAAGUGCAUAAAAACAAGUGAAAACAUAUGUGAUGUUUCAUCAUCAAUGAUGCGAUCGAUUUCUUCUGUUUAUUGUCGAUCAUCAGUUGUUUCAUCUAAUCAAUUGGAUAAUAAAGAACGACUGACACUUGAUCGUCGUCGAUCACUUCAAGGUUUUUCUUCAAGAAAAACUCUUUCAAAUAAUUCUCAUCGUCGAUCAACGCUUGUUUCACUUAAUUUAUCAAAUUCAAAUUCAGAAAAUAACAAAAAUAAUAUUAAAAAAGUAAUUAGCGAACAAUCAAUUAAUUUAAUUAAAGAAAAUUCUUCAAAUUCUGAUUUUAAUGAAUAUUAUGAAAAAGGGAAAACAAAUAUUAAAUUAAACCUACCAAUAAAAUCAAAAAAAAAUUCGUUUCAUCGCAGUCGAAAUCGAGAUCGAGAAAAAGAAGAAAUUCUGAAAUCGCUUGAAUCCGAAACAAUUAUUGGUGAAUUUACAUUACCAACAAAUCCUCGAAUAAUUGUAUCAAUUGAACCACAAUCGAAUAAAAAAGAAAGUCUUUUAAAAGAAAAUUGUUUUCAUGAUGAUCAAAUCUAUUCACCUGAACAAAUUAAUAAUCAAUCUGAACAACGAUCGAUUAAUGAUUCAACAUUAAAAAGUUCAUCAACAAUUGUUUCAUAUUUUAUGGAUUUAUUUAAACCAAGUGAUAAUAAAUUAGCUUUAAAAUUAUUCGGCAGUCGAAAAGGUCUUCUUAAAGAACGUUUAAGACAACAACGAGCUGGCCACUGUAUUAUUCAUCCAUGUUCAAAUUUUCGGUUUUAUUGGGAUUUAAUUAUGCUAAUAUUAUUAAUAACAAAUGUUAUUGUUUUACCAGUAGCUAUUGCUUUUUUUAGUGAUGAAAUAAAUUCAGCACGGUGGAUUAGUUUUAAUGUUAUUUCUGAUGCUUUUUUUCUUUUUGAUAUAAUAGUCAAUUUUCGAACAGGUGUAUUAAGAAAUGAUUAUAUCGAUGAAAUUAUUCUUGAACCACGAUUAAUAGCAAAAAAUUAUAUAAAAACAUGGUUUAUGCUUGAUUUAGCUAGUUCGCUUCCUGUUGACUAUUUUUUCUUAUUAUUUGAUACCGGUGAACAUUCUGGAGGAUAUUCAUCGAUUGCACGUACGGGUCGUGCCAUUAAAGUUCUUCGUCUUGUUAAAUUACUCUCACUACUUCGAUUACUUCGAUUAUCACGUCUUGUCAGAUAUAUUCAUCAAUGGGAAGAGUUUUUAUCAAUAGCAAGUAUGGUUAUGCGUAUCCUUAAUUUAUUAGCAUUAAUCAUAUUAUUGGCACAUUGGAAUGGAUGUUUACAAUUUAUGAUUCCGAUGUUUCAAAAUUUUCCAUCCGAUUGUUGGGUUGCACUUAAUGCUCUACAAAAUGCUCCAUGGACAGAACAAUAUACAGUUGCUCUGUUUAAAGCACUUUCACAUAUGUUAUGUAUUGGUUACGGUCGAUAUCCACCUCAAAGUUAUGUUGAUAUGUGGUUAACUAUGCUUUCCAUGGUUAUUGGAGCCAUGUGUUAUGCAGUUACAAUUGGACAUGUUUCAGCACUUGUUCAAAGCUUCGAUACAUCGAGACGUUUAUAUAAUGAAAAAUUUAAACAAGUUGAAGAAUAUAUGGCAUGGAGAAAAUUACCACGAGAAAUGCGAAAUCGAAUAUCAGAUUAUUAUGAACAUCGUUAUCAAGGAAAAAUCUUUCAUGAAGAUUCAAUUUUACAAGAACUUUCAGAAAGAUUAAGAUUGGAUGUUGUUAAUUAUAAUUGUCGGUCACUUGUAUCAUCAGUUCCAUUUUUUUCAAAUGCUGAUCCAAAUUUUGUAUCGGAUGUUGUGACAAAAUUACGUUUCGAAGUAUUUCAACCUGGUGAUCAAAUAAUUCACGAAGGAACUAUUGGUGAUAAAAUGUAUUUUAUACAAGAAGGUGUUGUUGAUAUUAUUAAAUCAGAUGGGCAAGUUUUAACAACUUUAUCAGAUGGAUCUUAUUUUGGAGAAAUAUGUUUAUUGACACGAGCUAAACGUACCGCUGGUGUUCGUUGUGUAACAUAUUGUAAUUUAUAUUCAUUAGAUUCAAGUCAAUUUGAAACCGUUCUUGAAUCCUAUCCAUUAAUGAGAAGAACAAUUGAAUCAGUUGCUGCUGAAAGACUUAAUAAAUUAGGAAAAAAUCCUUCAAUUAUUUCAACACGGCAUGAUUUAAAACGUGAUGCAGCUGUAUUAAAAGAUAUAAUUGAUCGUGCAACACCUCAACCAUCAAGUGACGAAUCUUCAUCAUCAUCGAAAGAAGACGCUAAAUUAUUGUCAUCAUCAUUUAAGCAAUUAAAACAAAGUCAUUUGAAAAGCUCUUUUUCGUAUAUUCAUGAUCAAUUAAAUAAAUCGCAAGAUCAGUUACAAACUUCAAAUAAAAAAAAGAAAAAAAAGUCUUCAUUAGAAAAAAAAAAUUUUUAUCGUAGUUUUUUAGAUGCACCAACAUCGACAUUAAAUCUAUCAAGAGAACACCAUAAAAAUCAACUUCGAAAAUCUCCAACAAGUCCUUUAUCUCUUUUUCGUAAAAGUCCUUCAUCAACUACGUUUUUUUCUAAUCAACCGUCUUCAUAG
This is a messenger RNA of Rotaria socialis, 2838 nucleotides long. Lineage: Eukaryota; Metazoa; Rotifera; Eurotatoria; Philodinida; Philodinidae. The record is from the annotation of a GenBank genome assembly.